Apis cerana (Asiatic honeybee) is the source of this 4389-nucleotide messenger RNA. RefSeq names its product Strabismus domain-containing protein Vang (gene Vang). Gene Ontology annotation, cellular component: membrane. Gene Ontology annotation, biological process: multicellular organism development. The record is from RefSeq and is a predicted model, not a curated record. Lineage: Eukaryota; Metazoa; Arthropoda; Insecta; Hymenoptera; Apidae.
UUUUUCCCUAACAAUUAUUGCGGAAUGUGGUAACAAGCAAGUUAGAGCAGGAGAAAAUAAUAAACGUAAGGCGUGUCGGCGUCUAUUUUUUAAUAUUUUAUAAAUUAGUAAAAACAUAUAUUAAAUAAGCAAUUUUAUUAUAAUAUAUUUUGAUAAUACGAAUUUCAUACAUAAAAGAAAUGUUCCUUUUACUUUAAAAUGUCACAGCAACAAAAAAUUUUAAGCGUAGAAAAUGUUUUAUUGUUCAUAUUAUUUUAUGAUUCGAUAAAAUUUCAAUUUUAAGUCUGAUAUAUUUUUUCGUAUAUGUGUUUGGUGUUUUGUUACGAGUGGAAAAGGGUAUGUUCUUAUGGGGUAAUAGCAGGGCGGUUGCCUUUGCCGGGGAAUGGAGACGGAGAGCGUAAAAUCAGGGGCUAGCGAGCAUAGCCAUAGCCAUCAUAGUAGAACUUCUCAAAAACAUCAUCGUACUCACAGUUCUAAAUCUCAUCAUAGACAACAUUCACAUAGAAGUACUAGGACAAAUCGUAGUCAAAAAAAAGAAAGGCAUAAUUUAGAUUCCACAGAAAUGGCACCUUUUCAAACAACUGUUAAUGUAAGGGGAGAUAGUGUUGAUAAUUUAGGUCAAGAAGUUAUAGAAGUACAAAUUUUACCUCAAGAUGAAAAUUGGGGAGAAAAUACUACAGCUGUCACUGGAAAUACUUCUGAUAGAUCAGAAUCAACUGAAGAUGUGAGCCAUUGGCCAAAUGAGAAUGAUGGAUCGUUUAGUUCCUGUAAUCGAUUUAUGGGACCGGUUAUAGCAAUGAUGCUUGGAUUAAGUGCUUUUCUUAGUCCUAUAACUAUGGUUAUAUUGCCUAAAUUAGGAUUUUUUCCUGAUUCUACAACUGUUUUAACUAUGCAACAAAAGCUUCAAUUAUUAUCUUGUAAUGCUGAAUGUAAAGGCCAAUUACUAGGUUUAGCCUUUAAAUUGGUGCUAUUAGGUAUUGGGAGUUGGGCUAUAUUUUUUCGCUCAAAAAAUGCUACUAUGCCACGUAUAUUUUUAUUUAGAGCAGGAGUGUUACUCCUUACUACACUAUGCAUUUGUACUUAUUGGCUAUUUUAUGUUGUUCAGGUUACUGAGAGUGCUAAGACUGCUGCUAAUGGUGAAAUAACAGAAUAUAAAAAUUUAGUAAAUUAUGCAGGUACUCUUGCAGAUACUCUAUUAUUCAUACAUUAUAUUGCUGUUUUGUUAAUUGAAAUUCGUCAUCAACAACCUAUCUUUUAUCUUAAGGUUGUAAGAUCACCAGAUGGUGAAUCACGAUCUUAUGCAAUUGGACAAUUAUCAAUACAACGAGCAGCAGUAUGGGUAUUAGAAAGAUAUUAUACAGAAUUUCCUAUUUAUAAUCCAUAUUUAGAAAGAUUGCCAGUAUCAAAAUCUGGUAGAAAACAAUCGAGUUUCAAGUUUUAUGAAGUUGAUGGUGCAGUAACUGGUAGUGUUCAAUCACGAGGAGGUAGUGGUGAUAGAUCAGUUAUAACAACUCAAACUCGUCGUAGAGAUUCCAGUCAUAAUGAACGUUUUUAUGAAGAACAUGAUUAUGAACGUAGAGUACGCAAACGUAGAGCUAGAUUAAUCACUGCCGCUGAAGAAGCCUUUGCUCAUAUUAAACGUUUGCAUUCAGAAGUUGAAUCUACUCCAAAUCCUGGUCCUAUGGAUCCUAUGGAAGCUGCACAAGCUGUUUUUCCAUCUAUGGCAAGAGCUUUGCAGAAAUAUUUAAGAGUUACGCGACAACAACCGCGUCAUUCUGUUGAAUCUAUCUUAAAUCGACUUGCUCGAUGUUUAGCACAAGAUGCAGCGCCACGUGCAUUUUUGGAACCUUUUUUUGUAACCAGUCCUGUAUUUUCAAAUGAAAAAGAACGACAAAAACGAUCGCAUCAUUGGGCUUUAGUCUGCGAGGGAGAAUUGCCUUCGCGACCUCUUGCAAAUGGUUGCGAAUUUCAAUUACGACAAGGUGAAGUAGCUUUGUUAUGUACAGUAUAUCAUUUACCUCAUUUUCAUCUUACAGAACAGCUUGCACAUCCUAAAUCUAAUAAAUUUUUAUUAAGAUUAAAUUCUGAAACAUCAGUUUAGUAAUAUAAAAUCAGUAAUUUGUUUUAUAUUUUAUACAAAUUAUCUUAUAUUCGUUCGUUCAUUCAUUCGUUCGUUCGUUCGUUCGUUCGUUCAUUCAUCCAUCCAUUCUCUCUCCCUCCUCCGUGUGUGGAUCGCUUAUUCGUUCUCUCCUUCCUCUUUCCCCAAUACUAGUGAAAUGAAAACAAAAUUUAUUAAAAUUGAGUAACUUUUUACUGUAUAUAAUUAAAACAAAAUCACAAUAAUAACAUAUGUAAGUAUUGUGAAUUAAAUAUUAUAGCAUAAAAUUGAUAUUGAUUAAUUCAUACAAAAAUAAUAUGCUUGAAAAUAGUUUUUUUAAUAUAUAUAUUUUUAAGGAAUAAAAAUUUUGAAAAUAAUAAGAUAGUUUUUUAUAUAAAAUCACAAAAAGUGUUCAUCUUAAUAACAUUUACAUUUUUUUUUUAAUGCAGAUAAUUGCAAUAUAAAAGGACAAUAUAACUUCUAUUUAUAAUUAAUAGAAAAAAAAUUCAGAUGAUAUAGACAUAUGUUUUUUCAUUAUUUUACAUACUAUUAUUCAUGUAUUAAUAAUGUUAAAUAUAUUAUAUUUUCAAAUAGAUAUAUCUAAAGAAAUUAAAAUUUCUUAAUAAGUAUAAAUAAUCGAAAAAUGAAAAAUUGAAUUUUUUAUCUUUUUAAUGUUUCUUUUUUAAACUUUACAAAAUUAUUUUAUUAAUUAUUAUUUUGUUUAAAAUAUUGCAAUUAAUGUAUUAUUUAUUACACAUUUAAUAUUUAGAAAUUUUUAUUAUAUCAAAAUUUAUAUUUAUUUAAAUCCAUUAUAAUACUUUUUCUAAAAAAUAGAUAAAAGAAAUAUUAACAUUUCAAAUAAACUAUUAAUUAUUAAUGAAAAAAAAUAUAUACAUUCCUAUAAUAUAUAAUUUUCAUAAUACAAAGAAAAUUGAGUUUUUCAUAUAUUUUCAUAUAUAUUUUUUCAUAUAUAAAUUUACAAUUUAAAAUAUUUUAUAAAGUAAAAAUUUUGCAUAAUUUUAGAAUGUGAUUAUUUUUAUUUUAUAAUAAAAAGAUUAUUUUAAUAAAAUAUAAAAAAGGUUGCAAUUGUCAAUAAGUCAAAUUUCAAAAUAAAACAUUUUUAAGAUUUUAUAUUUUACAAAAGAUAUAUAAUUAAAUGAAAUUUUUAUAAUUUAUAUACUUGAUUUUAUAAUUUAAAAUUUCUGAUUUAUCAUAUGAAAGAUUAAAAAUGUUUUAUAUAACUAUUAAUAUAUUUGUCUUAUUUUAUUAUUUUAAUGUACUAGCAUUUUAAUAUGCGAUUAUUAAAUUUAAAAAAAUAUAAAAAUUUGUAAUUCACCAUAUCAUUAUAUUUUAUUCAUUUUCAUUAUUACAAUUUUACAUUAUUUAUACAUAAUUUCAUGUAUUCAAUGACACUAGAUAUAUUGAUUUUAUUCCAUUUUUUGUAUAAUUUAUCUUUUGUAUAAUUCAUUUUUUGUAUAAUUUUUAAAUUAAAUUAUUAUUUUGCAUUUCAUUUUGGAAGGCUGAUAAUGUUACAUUAUGUUUAAGACUGUGCUUGCUAUUAAGAAUCAUGUACAGUAAAUAUUAUGUGUAAUAUUCGCUAAAUAUUCGUUAAAAUAUGUAUAUAAAGUACAUCAUUGCAUAUCAAAUAUAUAGAUAUAUGUAAUGAGAUGAUUAGUAUAAUAAUGAAAUUUGUUAUACAAAAAAAUUUUAAUGUUAUAAUACUCAUUUUCUUUGCAUUCCUUUAAGAAUUAAAUUUAGAUAUUAAAAUAUAAGAUAAUUUAAUAAGUGUAAUAUAAGUUGAUAUAAAUGUAAAUUUAUAUAUAUCUAUAAAAAUAUUUAACAUAUCAUUAAAAAACAAAAAGAAAUACAUGUCUCUUGCCUUUAUUCAUAAGUUAUGUAUUAUUUAAUAUUGUAAUAGAUUUAUAAAAGUGUAAUAAGAAUAUUUGUAUCUAAAAAUAUAAAAAUUUUAAUUUUACAUUUUUUAAAGUAUAUGAGUAACUAUUUAAAAUUUUUUAUUUAUAUAUGAAUAUAAUAAAUGUAUUAAUUAAUGAACAAAAUAUACAUCCUAUACAUAAAUAUUAUUUUGUGCAUUGUAUGUGCACAUGCGUACACGUGUGUGAUACGUAUUAUUUUUUUUCUUUCAUUUCAUUUAGUAUAUAUAUGUUAAUUUCAUUUUUAUAGAUUGUUAUAUUUUGUAAAGAAAAAUAUAUGGAUAUAAUAAAACUUUGACUUAUAUACGAUAUAAAAUAUACUAUACGAUAUAAAAAAAUAAAGAUAUUAUUUGAUUAUUA